Molecule: messenger RNA, 1325 nt
Organism: Sinocyclocheilus rhinocerous
Lineage: Eukaryota; Metazoa; Chordata; Actinopteri; Cypriniformes; Cyprinidae
Product: protein phosphatase 1 regulatory subunit 14A-like
Exons: 4
Coding region: 69-521 (150 amino acids)
Biological process (GO): regulation of phosphorylation
Cellular component (GO): cytoplasm
Molecular function (GO): protein serine/threonine phosphatase inhibitor activity
Source: RefSeq, a predicted model, not a curated record
CAGAUUCUUCUGUCCGCGCGGCGCGCUCCUCAAGCGCUCAGUCUCAGACAAGCACAGGCACAUGUAACAUGGCUGAGGAGAUACAUACCGGUCAUUCCCCGGAUUUAGACAACGCUCGAGAGCACGGGAUGAACAUGCAUAAGCGCCAAUCGCGCGUUACGGUAAAAUACAACCGCAAACAGCUUCAGAAAAGGUUGGACGUGGAGAAAUGGAUCGACGAAGGGCUGGACAAGCUGUACGAGGGAAAGGACAUGCCAGAAGAAGUGAACAUUGAUGAUUUGUUGGAUCUCCCAAGUGAUGAAGAGCGAACACACAAACUACAGGUUCUUCUGCAGACCUGCACCAGCAGUACUGAGGCUUUUAUUGCUGAGCUGUUGCAGAAGCUGCAUGGUCUCCAUAAACAGGAAGAGCUGCAGAAUGAAGGAAUUGAGCAUCCCUGUCUCCACACUUAUCCCCAUCACCAUGGCAACAUCCAUCAUCACGGAGGCAACCAUCAACUUCCAACACAUCAGACACUGUGAUUGCAUCCAGUUUGGAUAAUUGCGCUCACUGGACUGAGCUCCCUAACACAGACUCAGGACACACAUAUGAUGCAUCCAACUAGUUUAGCAACUCUGUAACUGUGAGGUGUUUGUUUACAAACUCAUAAGAGUGGUAUAUUAACAGUGUUCAGUUGUAAAAUUCCUCAUCACUGUUGGUAAGUAAAUCUAUGCAGUAGUAUUAAUUUGUUUGCAGGGUUCUUGGUUGCUUGACUCGGUUAGGAUUGAUUAGUGAAACUAGCAGUAUGCAAGUUUAAUCUGGUCAUAUUUGUUGUUUUCGGGUAUCUUCGUCCCCACAAAUUCACAAUACUAUACUAAAACAUGUUAACAAUCACAAGAAAGUGCCAAAUCCAAGUAGUCACUAUAUAUAUGGACAUAUUGUCACAGUUAAUCAUGUUUAUAAAUUGAAGAUUUCAUGCAAUAAAUGUUUAACAAAAGUAACAAUUAUUUUGAAUUUGUGUGUGGUGUUAAUGGCAGGUGAAAGUGAGCAUCUCCGUAUCAUCCACCAGAGGGAGAAGUAAUACAGAGGCAGACACACGCCCUUCUGUCCGAAUUUUAGUGCCUCUCACCUCUAGAUACACACUAAAGAGCUAGGUCUACGUGACACUAAGGCAGGUAUUGAUGGUGGUGCCUUCUAUUUAUGUCUGUGUUUUUGCUUCUUCAGCUCAGUGCAAAAAUACGAAAGUAGUUGUAUUUGUUUUUGUUUUUUAGGUUAUGCAAAAAUUGUCUGUAAAGAUUCUUAAUUAUCCAGGUCAUAGAAUGUUCUAGUACAGUGGUUCUCAACCU